UCGACGUAAUGGCCUGCCCUAUCUAGAUUUCAUUCUGUGGGGUUGGCUACAAUGACGCUGUCACCCACGCGGCAUUUGUCCGAGUCUAAAGGACCCGUUAGCAACACCCUUUUUCAGUCUCCUAGCUCCAUGGACCAGAUGUGAAAGACGCCCGAGACUCUUAAAAACCUUGUUUACUAUAUUUUUCGCCAGCUUCACUCAAUUUGCUCUGUCUUUCCCUAAACGGCUGGAUGUGGUAGCCAUGUGAGAGUGCUAACCUACAGCGGUUGUUUGCAUCAAACAGCUAUUGGCUUGCCUCCAACAGUCACGGUAGAAAGACGGGUCAAAAUAAUUUCAAACGAGAGUGAAUUCAAAAGGAAGGAUAGUUGGUUGUAGAACUUUUUGAAUUAGGCAUUUGUCAACGUUUGCUAUGCUGACGACAACUGUAGAGAUCCAGUAUGAAACUCUCUUGCUGCCGUCGGUUUGCCAAAACAGCGUUCAGUCUGUAGGGGCAAAUCGAACCACUAUAAAACCCCGUCCUUUCACCUUUUCUGAGUUAACGAGCCAAUUGAAUACCCCUCUCAAUCAUUCAUGUUGUAUUCGUAGAUGCCUCUACCAGAACCCAAUACCACUACAUUCUGUCUGCUAUACCCAUCACUCUUUAUACACAACCCAUAGAUGAUAGAGCCGCGCCCACAUCGUGCUGACCGUGCGUAUGCUUAUCGGCUGCUUACUUGGCUAGAUCGGGGAAUAGUCGAUGCGCGAGGUAACCACCACCAUCCACCCCGCACACCUUAUAAUCAAAUACCUCUGUUGAAGUAUACUAGCACCAUACUAUUAAUGCUAUUGCCAACGUCCCUGCAUAUUCUCUCCUUUUAUUUGUAAUUUCAACAUUAUGCUGAAUUGGCAGUGCCAUUCUUAUGCACGUCGGGGUUUCGGGGGCGGGGAAGCGGGCCAACUCUCGCCAGCGGCGCAGGCGGAGUUUGGGCGGGAGCGGGGACGGCAUAGGACGGAGCCGCGGCACCUGUCGCAGCUGGCACAGCUGGAGCACCUGUGAUGGGAGCAUUUAUGCUUUUUUGCCAGCUGCCAACCGUUUCUUCUUCUUCCCCUCUCCCUCUUCACCACGGAGACAACGCAUCGUGCUUUUGUUUCCAGUGAAUCGAUUUUUCAUCAAGAAAGAAUUCCCUUGCGACGAAUAUUACACCAGCAUUAUGUCGUACAACACAGCUGCUGAGGUCGACAAGGCUCACGCCACUGUCACCGAGACCUUCCGAUCCAACGCGACCAAAGACCUUACAUGGCGCCGAACGCAGCUUCGAAAGCUCUGGUGGCUGCUACAGGACAACAAGGAGCGCAUCGCCGAUGCCCUCAAGCAGGAUCUCAACAAGCAUCGCCAGGAGUCUGUCCUCGUAGAUGUCGUUGGCAUCCAAGCCGCCUGUCUCGAGGCUCUCGCCAACCUCAAGAAGUGGACGGCCGAUGAGAAGCCCCGCCGCACUGAUCCCCUCAACCUUGUUGGCGGUGCUGUCAUUCGACGUGAACCCAAGGGUGUGUCGCUCAUCAUUUCCGCUUGGAACUACCCCUUCAUGGAGCUCCUCGAGCCCUUGAUUGUAGCCAUUGCUGCUGGCUGCGCUGUCGUCCUCAAGCCCUCUGAGCUUGCCCCUGCUUCCCAGGACCUCCUUGUCGAAAUCGUCCCCAAGUACCUCGACUCGAGCGCCAUCCAGAUCGUCACCGCUGGCCCCAAGGAUAUGGACCAUUUGCUCAGCAAGAAGUGGGCACACAUCUUCUUCACCGGUUCUACCGGUGUUGGAAAGAUCAUCUACGCCAAGGCUGUGGAGAACCUCUCUACCGUCACCCUCGAGCUCGGCGGCCGCGGCCCUGCCAUUGUCACUGCCAACGCAAACAUUGACUUGUCUGCUAAGCGCAUUGCAAACACCAAAUUCAUGAACUCUGGCCAGGUCUGUGUCGGUGUCAACCACAUCUUUGUCGAUCCCAAGGUCAAGAAGCCCUUUAUCGAGGCCCUCAAGAAGUACUUUGACCAGUUCCUCUCAGGCGAGGAGUCUGAGCCCAGCUACUGCACCCGUAUCGUCAACGACAAGAACUAUGGACGUCUGGAGGCUCUCCUUGAAAAGUCCAAGGGUACCGUCAUCUACGGCGGCGACCGCAACCCCAAGACACGCUACUGGGGCCCUACCAUUGUCGACAACGUCACCACCGACGACUCCCUCCUGACCGAGGAGCUUUUCGGUCCCAUCUUGCCCAUCAUUGAGGCGACUCUCCAAGAGGCCAUUGACUACACUGCUGCCCACGACCACCCUCUAUCUCUCUACGGCUUCACCGACUCCAAGGUUGAGCGCGAGGCCAUUCUCAACCAGACCAACUCUGGCGGCGUUACCUUUAAUGACUGUCUUCUGCACAUGCUCGUCAAGGAUGCACCCUUUGGCGGCGUCGGACCUUCCGGCAUGGGCGCCUACCACGGCAUCUGGGGCUUCAACGAAUUUACUCACUUCCGUACCGUCGUAACUGUGCCAUUCUGGAUGGAUCUUAUCCUGGGAUACCGCUACGCUCCGUACUCGGACUCGAAGCUCAGCAAGAUCAUCACCUUCCAGGGCCACAAGACCUCGGUGCCUUUUGACCGUGAGGGUCGCGACACUGGCUUCUUUGGAGGCUGGUUUUCCAAGUCAGUUCUAGUGCUUCUGCUGGCUGCUGCGCUGCGGUACCGCGUAUGGGAGAAACUGCUGACAAGGUAAACAGGUUCUAAAGUGCUUUUCUUCUAUCAGCAGCGCCAGAAGCUACUGUUAACCUUGAUACCGAUUUGAUUGCGGACGCCCAUCAACGUUCCUUUAUCUAUGUAUUCUUCAUUUUCGUUUGUUUUCUUAUUCUGGAUAUUUUGACGACUUGGCGUAUCUUGAUUAGUAAAUGCAGUGAAUAUAUAUUUUUUCAUCUUCUGAUUCUCUCAGGGCUCUACGUUUCCCAGCGCAUGUAAAAUUAAUCGCUUGUAGCCUUCGACAGCCGUUUCCAGCUCCCCGACAGUCAACCCCUCUUGCGGCGCAUGGCAGUCCCGGAUGUUUCCUGGCCCAUAGAGAUAUUUGGUGUAGAUGCCACCAAGUCUAGGUAUAUCUGUUCCGUAGUUGACAACAUCACGCUCGAACCCGUCGACAUCGCACUCGCACUCAACCGGCCCUCUCCCAUUCGGACAGUCAAGCUCAAACCCUCCCUUGUCGAUUCUAUCCAAAAUCUCCUGUAAUGUUUGCUUCACCAGCAGAUGCCCAUCCAUGAGGGUGCCAAUAGCUACACGUGCAAGCACCCUCAGAGUCGCCUUGUCAGGGACAAUAUUCGCCGCCAAGCCGCCGCUCCAGACACCUGUGUUGAACGUUGUAUUGCCGUAGAGGUCGGAGCUUCCCAGGUCAGACUUGCUGAUUUCAACAACAGCCCUGGCCAUCAUCUCGUUUGCGUUCUUCCCAUACUCAGGGUAUGCGCUGUGCGCAGCCUUUCCGUGAGCUGUGAUGUUGCAGGCAAGACUGCCUUUGUGGCCGCAGACAAGCUUGUUUUCGGUAGGCUCGCCAAAAAUGACGGCGUCAAAGGGCCUUUUAUCUGUCGGAGGUAAUGAAUCGUUGAACUCUGUCAUCCCGUAUCCUCCUGUUUCCUCGCCGACAACAAACACCAUGCCCACUGCCCCCUUGUCAAUCAAUGCCUGCUUCUCCAGUUCUUCGACUGCGAUAAUCAUUGCUGCAACGCUUGCUUUUGCGUCUACCGUUCCCCGGCCAGAGAUUAGGGUUUGAUCGGUAAUCGAGUCGCCUUCAUGUUCGAUGGAGUACUCAAUAAAGGGCGGCACGACGUCAAUGUGGCUCGACACGAGGACCUUUGCACUCAGCUCUUGGGCGUCGCCGGACCACGCCAACACAUUGAAGCGCCGAUCAGAUGGGUUCGUGCUGCCAGCCUCGAGAGGAACAGUCUGCCGCGCAGUGUUGAAGCUGUGAGCUGUCAAGUAUGAAAUGAGCUGCUCUCCCACAGCGACUUCAUUGCCUGAGAUGGACGAGAUGUUGGCAAUGGAUUUGUGCAGCGCGAGCAGUUCGUAUCUAUACGGCGGUGCUGUAUGGGAUACCGCAAGGCCCAUCAGAGACAUUUGAUCAAGACGCAUUCUUGCCGUCCAAUGGAAAAUAGGAUUAUGCGUGAGAAGUGCGGGCUGGUCGGGCGCUAUGCUCGUAUCUUAAGAUAGCAGCUUCUUAGUGGAUGUAGACUCUGGUACUAACAGCGCAUACUCUGAUUAUGCUUCUGUGAGAUAUUUUAAAAGACAAACUGGCUUUUGUGAACCCCCGCCCGGAUCAUGUGCCAGGGGAUGCCGCUUUUUUGUCUU
[Torrubiella] hemipterigena is the source of this 4333-nucleotide messenger RNA. Lineage: Eukaryota; Fungi; Ascomycota; Sordariomycetes; Hypocreales; Clavicipitaceae. The record is from the annotation of a GenBank genome assembly.